AGCGAAAGGGCGCGAGGGGGAAAUGGCGAAAUGGAGGGAGGGAAAAGAAAAUAUUCAAAAGGCUGAUUCCCUCGCUCCGGAAAAUCAGAAAUUUGGAUACUUUUCCCUAUAAAGGAAAAAAGCACCCGAAAUUGUUGGCAGUGGAAAAUGGCGCAGCUUCCGUGCGACUCCGAUGGCGUCUGCAUGCUCUGCAAACUCAAACCCAGUCCCUCCCAAACCCUCUCCUGUGGAACGUGUGCCACUCCCUGGCACCUUCCGUGUCUCCCUUCGCCCCCUCUCUCCCUCUCUGACUCCCAUUGGGACUGCCCCGACUGUUCUGACACCUUCUGCCAUCACCCCGUCGCUCCCACCGCUCACCUUGUCUCCGCCAUUCACGCCAUUCAGGCCGACACCUCUCUCACUGACCAACAGAAGGCCAUAAAACGCCAACAACUCCUCGCUGGCUCUGCCCACCCCUCAAAGGACAAAACCAAAGCCAAAGACAUUUUUGAUGGAAGCUUAAACUGCUCCAUAUGCAUGCAACUACCCGAUAGACCCGUCACGACGCCUUGUGGGCACAACUUCUGUUUGAGAUGUUUCGAGAAGUGGAUCGGACAGGGAAAGCGCACUUGCGCCAAUUGCCGUGCUCAAAUCCCGACCAAGAUGGCGAGCCAGCCGAGAAUCAAUUCUCAGUUGGCCAUGGCCAUCCGAUUGGCGAAGGCAGCCAAGUCGGAAGGUUCUUCGGGCCCACCCAAGGUCUAUCAUUUUGUACGCAAUCAGGACCGUCCUGAUACCGCAUUCACCACAGAGCGAGCCAAGAAGACUGGAAAGGCAAAUGCUUGCAGUGGUAAGAUUUUCGUGACUGUUCCUCCCGACCAUUUUGGGCCUAUCCCGGCUGAAAACGACCCCACCCGGAACCGUGGUGUUCUGGUCGGGGACACGUGGGAGGACCGGAUGGAGUGUCGGCAGUGGGGUGCCCAUUUGCCUCAUGUCGCCGGCAUUGCUGGACAGAGUGCUUAUGGUUCCCAGUCUGUUGCCCUUUCUGGUGGCUACGAGGAUGACGAGGACCAUGGUGAGUGGUUCCUCUACACUGGCAGUGGUGGCAGAGAUCUCAGUGGCAACAAACGCACCAACAAGCUACAAUCCUUUGACCAAAAGUUUGAAAACAUGAAUGAGGCCUUGAGAGUAAGCUGUAGGAAGGGUUAUCCCGUUCGCGUUGUAAGGUCGCACAAGGAAAAACGUUCUUCUUAUGCACCGGAAUCUGGAGUGCGUUAUGAUGGAGUUUACAGAAUAGAGAAAUGCUGGCGUAAAAAUGGAAUACAAGGUUGCAAGGUUUGCAGGUAUUUGUUUGUGAGAUGUGACAAUGAGCCAGCACCGUGGACAAGUGAUGAAAUUGGAGAUCGCCCACGCCCACUACCUAAAAUUGAUGAGUUGAAGGGUGCAGUUGAUGUAACUGAAAGAAAGGGUGAUCCAUCAUGGGAUUAUGAUCCGGAGAAGGGGUGCUGGUUGUGGAAGAAGCCUCCACCCGAAAGCAAGAAACCAGUGGACAUUAAAUCUGAAAAUGGAACAACAAUCAGAGUUAAACGGAAAGCAGAAAAUGUGUCCGUGAAAGAAAGGCUUUUGAAAGAGUUUGGUUGUCAAAUUUGUCGCAAGGUUAUGGCUUCCCCUCUCACUACACCUUGUGCUCACAACUUCUGCAAAGCCUGUUUGGAGGGUGCCUUUUCUGGCCAAAGUUUCAUCAGAAAUAGGGCAUGUGGAGGUGGACGCACUUUACGAGCACAGAAAAAUGUUAUGAAAUGCCCAUCUUGUUCAAAUGACAUUGCUGACUUUCUCCAGAAUCCACAGGUUAAUAGAGAAAUGCUGGCUGUUAUAGAAUCAUUACAACGCCAGGCUGAAGAAAAUUCUGAAGAGUUAAGUGAUAAAAAUGAUGAAAAUCUGCAUGAUCCAACAGAGGUUUCUAAACCCAGUGAUUCUACUGAUAAAGUCUUGGAGGAAAUUAAGGACAAUGAGCUGAAUCAGCCACACAAGCGAAGGAAGGAGUGAAGGAUGACUGCGAAGUUAUUUUGGUCGUUUGGAUUAUGGAUUUUCAUUGAAUAGCAAGGGACGGACUGCUGAUGCAAUUUUUUUAAGUGCUAGCAUAGAUUGCUGGAUAUUGACUUGUAUGGAUUUAAAUAUAUUUUUUAGAGGUUCAUGUGAUAGAAAAUUGGUAUCUCCUUUAUUUGUGGGUUUCAUGUCUCUAGAAGGAGAGAAUGAGUGCAUUUUACACUGGAAUGGAUAUCUUAAUGCAUUAUGUGCUUUUAUUGAA
Messenger RNA from Glycine soja, 2284 nucleotides. Its product is annotated as E3 ubiquitin-protein ligase ORTHRUS 2-like. Gene Ontology annotation, molecular function: ubiquitin protein ligase activity; metal ion binding. Bases 148 to 2022 code for a protein of 624 amino acids. The record is from RefSeq and is a predicted model, not a curated record. The transcript has 8 exons. NCBI's taxonomy places the organism in Eukaryota, Viridiplantae, Streptophyta, Magnoliopsida, Fabales, Fabaceae. Gene Ontology annotation, biological process: protein ubiquitination; negative regulation of gene expression via chromosomal CpG island methylation.